UUUUUUUUUUUUUUAAUUUUCGAAUGUGCAACCGUUGGGAUUUCCUUUUCUUGUUGUGAACCAGUCCCUGGGAUCGUCGCGACGACUGCAAACAACUCCUCCGCAAAGAGAGUUGGCCGAUUUUCCGCCCUCAGCCCCGGAAGCGACGACGACAGGGCCCUGUCGGUUGCAUCGCCAACCCCGAGUUUGUUCGCGUGUGCCUCGAAGUGUCUCGGUCGCCGCGUCAGUGUGCGUGCGUACGUUGGCACGAUAAUGCUGCCGAUGGUCGACGGUCUUGGUGAUCGACGACGACGGGAAUCGGUGAACUAGUGACUAGUGGUGCAAAAUCGAUCGUCAGGGAAACCGGCUAACCAGGCCCGCGUCCUAAACACACCCGUGGAAUAAUGGCCAGCGCGACAAUGGGACUCCGACGCAGAGUGCAGGUGAACAAUUCGCCGACCCCGUCGGGCCAAUCCACCGGGUCCAGCAAGCGUUCCAGGUCCGAGAACAACAACAGCCCGUCCCACGGCAAUUUGAACUCGAUGCACGCGGCGCGGGACGAGCCGCCCACGAAGAAGUCCCGCGGGACGUCAACAAACGCCACGAAGGCGGCCUCCUCGUCGGGGGCGUCCUCGUCGUCGCCGGACGUCAGCCCGUCCUCGAAGGGACGCUCGGUGUCGCGAUCGAGCGCGCAGGCGAAGGCGUCGUCGGCGGAAACGACGGCCAGCAACGGCGUCCUGCCCACCUGGACGACAGCGUCGAACAUGCCAGACAUGUCCACGUACGCGUCGGUGCCCGGACUGAACAUGCCGCCCGGUACGGCCGCCGGCCUCUGUCCCGGUGGCCUGAGCAUGCCUACCCCGAUACCUUACAUGUCCUCGUCGAUGGCGACGUUCGUCGGUACCGCGACCAAUCUGGGAAAAAGCUCGUCGGUGUCGUAUCUCGAUAUCUCGAAUAUGACCGGGGGAUCGUUGAGCUCGAACGGGUCCGGCAACCUGAGCUCGGGUUACGUCGCCGCUAACGGGAACGCGGGCAACGCGAUGGACUCUAAGAGCGUGCCUAUGCCGUUCCCCGGCAUGUCUUCCGGCGUGAACGGGACCGAGUACGGAAUGCAGAAGGGCCAACCGGAUGGCGCUAGUCUGCCGAAGAAGUUCCAAAACGACGGUAUGUUCAACGCUUACCAGCCGUGGGUGAUAAAAACGUACGGCGAUUUGGCGAAAACCAAAACGAUCACCAUUAAAAAGUACGCGCGCAUAUUGAGAACACUGAGGGGCGAGGAAGUGAACAGUGCCGAGAACAGUAAGUUUCGGUUCUGGGUGAAGAGCAAGGGAUUCCACAUCGGUCAGCCGGAAGGAUACGACGCGAAACCGGCGGACAGGAUUAUCGGUCGUCACGCAGUGACGAGCCCCGGAUUGGAUCCUCCGCUCUACGUGCCCACGCAGCUACCGCACAACAAGGCAUUAAAUGGCGCCGAAGGGACUGUUCCACCCGGAAGAGUGUACAAGAAAGUUGCGAUUGUCGAGAACUUUUUCGACAUUAUUCAUGCUGUUCAUGUUGACCUUGAGGGUCGUCCGGGAAAGCAUGCUGGUCAGAAGAGGACGUAUAGGACGAUCACGGAAACGUACGCCUUUCUUCCACGCGAGGCGGUAACGCGAUUUCUGUUGGGGUGCACGGAAUGCCAACGACGCCCGCGGACCCCGAGCCCGACGAAUUUAUCCACCCAGGCGCAGUCUACGUCGACGACGCCGAUAACGACGACGACGACGACGCUGCUGAGCCCCAACCCGGGCGCCGCCCUCACGACGACGUCGACGACGUCGGUGCAAAGUAGUUCUAAGCCGCGCGAGGGACAUCAAACCGGUGACAGCAAGGGUCUGUACAGCUACAGGCAUCAAAAGCAUCACAAGGGGAGCGUCGUCUCGAUAGACAAAACCGAUAAGGAGAAGGAGGAGAAGUACAAUCCCCUGAGUAUCACGAAUCUGCUGAAGAAGGAGCCCGUGGCGGGGAGUUUUUUACCGAGCACGGAAACUCUGCCGGAGUCCAGGCGAACCCCGGAGUCCGAUCGAGCGAGCUCGAGAAGUUCGGCAUCGUCGAAGAGGAAAAGGAUGUUGCCAGAGGGCCGUACGCCAUCCCCUCAGCCCAGCCAGCCGUUGCCAAGGCCGUGGAGCCCUGGACUCGAUCCCAAGAACACGCCCAUAGACUAUAGUCUUCCCAUCACUACUUCGUACCUGAAGCACCAGCAGAGGCUACUGCAGGCGGAGAAAAACAAGGCUGCCGCGCUCAAGGAGUCCGAGCUCGAGCAGAAGAUCACCAUCCUGCCCGCGGACGACAUCGACGCCGUCGAGAGGGACAGAUAUUCGCCAGCCACCGGUCUGAUCGACACCAAUCUCAAUCUACUGGCCACCAUUCAGCACCUCCACUGCCAAGUGAUGCUGGCCCUCACGGAGAGGCUGAGACCGUCCAUGACGAUCCCAAGCCCCCUCGUUCUGCCUUCCAUGACCAACGUAUUGUCGAACGGUAUACUGAUGGGUUCGGAGGUGUCGGUGCAGACCGGCGAACACCACACGUGAAAGAAGAACGUUUCUCUGCGAGGAGGACCAAAUGAUUGUUGACUCCUGUUUUGAAAAUGUGCGUCUGUUUUCUGUGGGACUCGUUGAAUCGAGCGGAGUAGACGUAUAGAUGGGCACCGGUGCCCGAAAUCUGUUGCUCGCAACGGAUCGGACGCGAUUUCCACUGUUUAUCCGGUUAAAUUUUGCGACGACGGAUCACCGGAAUUAUUUAAACCGUUUGUACGUUUAAUUUUUGAUAUUUAAUAAAUUAUUCCUACCCCCCCGAACUAUCCUUGGAGCUAGCUGUUCGAGUCUAACGGAGGAUGAUGAAAUUCGACUGCAGACUCGACUACAAAACUCGUCCACGGUCUUGGAAGGCAACGCUAACGCGGCCAAUAUCCGAUCCGAGCUGCCAUUCGAAUUAUCGGGUAACGCGAUCAUCUAUUAAACCGGAUAAGAUCAAUUACUUCAGCGGCGUCCCGGCGUCAACGUCAGUUAACCGGCCACGUCGGAUCGGAUCGUUUCGCGCUCCCGAUAUAGACGGCGAAACGAGACGAAUUAUUCGUGAGUCUGUCAAAAUAUGGGUCGCCCGUCGCACGUCACCGAUUUCUAGAGAGGAGCCACCGCGACCGCAAACCGAGCACCGGUCCUCGAAACGCGAACGUUCGAUAUUUAGAGAUUCGGUCGCGAGGCGGUCUCCGAAACGGGCGGCGGAGUUUGACAGAGGCGAUUGUUGCGCCAGGACAGCCUCUGAAUAUUUAACGAUCGGAUAAGAUCGUGGCUUGCCCUUCAUCGACAGACCAGUCAGAGAAUUUUUAUUUUUCCAAACGACGACGCGAUACCCAGGGAACAAAUCAUUUUCGGAACUAUGUUUAGAAGAAUAGUCCAUCAAGGUUAACAAGAUCCUCGACUCAAGCACUAACUAAAGAACGUCAUCUUUUAUUGUUAAAAUAAAAUUGCAUAAAUCGAGGAACCUUGUUUAGCUCGUUGAACCGUAGUUCCCGCUUUUAAGGUAGAAUUUUUACCCCGGAUUCAAGGACCAAAAUAACCUGUUUUCGAUUCUGUUCCGCGAAAGUAGAUACUAUUGUACCGAAUGACCACGAUACCCGUUUUCAAGUAACAAUUUUUACCCCCGAUUCGGCCUAAGUUUCAGAGAGAAGUUAACCACUCAGCCCGCUUUCAAGUGAAUUCGCGGUUUCAAUUUUUUCUUGAAAACGGUGACCACUGUAACGAACGGGGCUGACCGACUUGUUUCUUCCGAAUAUGCAGGAAUACCCGCUUUCGAGCGACGGAAUCGUCCUCGGUCGACGAAAAUCGCAACUCGCCCCGCUUUCAAGCGAACUGGUCCUGGAUUUUCUUGUUCGAGAGCGGGAAUCGCUGUGAUUUACGAAACUUCCCGGAACUUUGUUACUUCUGCGUCGCGAUCGCUGUGCGCACAAUUACGCUUAACCCUGACUGCGGAAUUGAUUUUUUACUACGAUGCGACGAUACCGGUUUUGCGAGUAGUACGUUAUCGUUCGACGACGAACAGCGUUUCCAAAUAAGCGGGACCUCGUUUAAUACGAAUGUUAUUAUACCAAAGGCAUCGCGAGGGGGGUGAAACUCUCGCGACGACCAUAUCCUCGAAACCUGACCGAAUUGUUUUGUCGAUGUUCGAGCUAACGUCGUGAACGGGGGUGGGUCACGUGGCCCGUGAUCGUCUCGUGGAACUCGUUCGACGCUAAACUUUUUCGUAUUUGACCGUGUAGUAUAGCCUUGUGUAUGAUAUUAAGCCUAGAGGUAGUUUUUCGUGUAUCAUAUAGCAUGUCGUUAGCCGGUGAACCUCGAGGACAACAAGGUACAUAGUAGGCCUUAAGGGUGUGAUCACACGGACGUGUUUGUACUACUAGAAGUUUGAUAAUCGUUGUGAAAGUAGCCGCAGAUGUUGAAUACGCUCGAGAGUGUAUCGAAUAGCACCAAACCCUAUUAUUUUGUACAUAAAUCGUUGUAACAUAGCGCAAUUAGUUGUUAAGGGUAAAACGCGCGACUAUAUUAUUACGAAUAAUAUCGCUAUUAUUAUU
Messenger RNA from Colletes gigas, 4588 nucleotides. RefSeq lists its product as uncharacterized. The coding region runs from base 384 to 2549 and encodes 721 amino acids. Lineage: Eukaryota; Metazoa; Arthropoda; Insecta; Hymenoptera; Colletidae. The transcript has 4 exons. The record is from RefSeq and is a predicted model, not a curated record.